Lithohypha guttulata is the source of this 1632-nucleotide messenger RNA. RefSeq lists its product as uncharacterized. NCBI's taxonomy places the organism in Eukaryota, Fungi, Ascomycota, Eurotiomycetes, Chaetothyriales, Trichomeriaceae. Gene Ontology annotation, biological process: phosphoenolpyruvate transmembrane import into Golgi lumen. The record is from RefSeq and is a predicted model, not a curated record. Gene Ontology annotation, cellular component: Golgi apparatus; endoplasmic reticulum. Gene Ontology annotation, molecular function: phosphoenolpyruvate transmembrane transporter activity; antiporter activity. Bases 1 to 1632 code for a protein of 543 amino acids. The transcript has 2 exons.
AUGAACACUACGACCGCUAUCAUGAGCCAACCUCCUGAUAGCCAGAGCGUAUCACAGCGGACGCUAUCGCCUCAUACGGGAGUUAGGGACUCAUCCGAGAAGGAGCGCUUUCCGUCUUUCGAUUACUCAGCGGCCCCAGCCUUUGGUCUACCUGCAGUCGCGGAAAGUCCAGUAGAAGCGAGGUCCGCCGAGUACAAAUGGCCAAGUCGGCGCGCGAGUAACAGACUGCCAACUAUAAGACCAGGUCCGCACACACACAGGCCUAGGCGCAGUGUGAGUGAUGCCCUGGCCAGAUUCCGGAAUCGACAGGGUAGUGUGAGCGAAAAUGCGCAGGAGCUUGCUGAGGCCCUCAAGGCUCCUGUGUCGUGGAAACUAAUUGGCCUCUGCAUUACUUGGUAUAUGACCUCCGCCCUCACGAAUACGUCCUCCAAGUCAAUCCUCAAUACAUUCCCUCAACCCGUCACGCUCACGGUCGUACAAUUUGCUUCGGUCUCGCUUUGGUGUUUGCUACUAGCCUGGCUGUCAUCUGUUUUUCCGCCCUUGAAAUCUGCGAUACCAGCGCUCAAGAAUGGACUACGCAAGCCAUCCUGGGAGGUUCUGUCCACAGCUCUGCCAUUAUCCAUCUUCCAGCUGCUGGGCCAUCUUCUGAGUUCGUAUGCCACCUCGAAAAUUCCUGUAUCACUGGUGCAUACCAUCAAAGGUCUGUCUCCGUUGUUCACAGUGGGUGCAUACCGGCUUAUCUUCCGGAUGAGGUAUGCCCGGGCAACAUAUCUGUCCUUAGUGCCACUCACAUUUGGCGUAAUGUUGGCAUGCUCGACAGACUUCUCCACGAACUUCCUGGGUAUUGCAGCUUCAUUCGUGGCGGCUAUUGUUUUCGUGACACAGAACAUCUAUUCCAAGAAGUUGUUUACUCAAUCCGAUCGUGCUGCAGUGGAAGGCAAUACCCAGCAUGGGAAGAAGCUCGACAAGUUGAACUUGUUGUGCUAUUGCUCACUCGGGGCAUUCAUGUUCAGUGCGCCCUUCUGGCUUUAUACUGAAGGCUGGGGUAUCUGGCGCGAUUAUUGGAGCGAUGGCGAUGUCAAGCUGCUCAGCAAGCAAGGAGCACUCGACCACGGUCCUUUAGUGAUGGAGUUUGUGUUUAAUGGAGUCUUUCAUUUUGCGCAGAACAUUAUGGCAUUCAUUUUACUCUCCAUGAUGUCGCCUGUGUCAUAUUCAGUGGCGUCAUUGAUCAAAAGGGUGUGGGUCAUAGUAAUAGCCGUGAUUUGGUUCAGAAGCUCAACAACCAGACUUCAGAUGGUUGGCAUCGCUCUCACAUGCUUUGGCCUCUAUCUGUACGACCGUACCAGUUCCGAAGACGCAACAGAGCGCAGGGCGAAGGCAGAUCAUUUCCGGCACAAGGCAGCACUUUUACCAGUAACAGAACUGACUGAAAAACAAGCUGCAAAUGGGCGGCCGGUACAGCCUCCACUUGUACCAGGUAUGAACGAAAAAUUCAGCUUUCCCGGACCUCACAUCAAGAAAGAUGAUGAUACAGGCAGAGCUCGAGAGUUGAGUCCAGGGCGUCAAUGGUUGCCACCUGGCACUAGACAGGAGAGUACAUGGGAGCCUGGGGAUCGUCCGACAAAGCAAUGA